CGCUGAGGACUGGCGCUGAGGAGGCGGCGGUGGCUCCCGGGGCGUUUGAGCGGGCUCACCCGAGCCCGCGGGCCAACGCGGAUCCCGGCCCGACCGGCGGGACCGCCCCGGACUCCCCGCGGGCCUUCCUAGCCGCCAUGGAGGACGGUGUCUAUGAACCCCCAGACCUGACUCCGGAGGAGCGCAUGGAGCUGGAGAACAUCAGGCGGCGGAAGCAGGAGCUGCUGGUGGAGAUACAGCGCCUGCGCGAAGAGCUGAGCGAAGCCAUGAGCGAAGUCGAGGGUCUGGAGGCCAAUGAGGGCAGCAAGACCUUACAACGGAACCGGAAGAUGGCGAUGGGUAGGAAGAAGUUCAACAUGGACCCCAAGAAGGGGAUCCAGUUCUUGGUGGACAAUGAACUGCUACAGAACACACCCGAAGAGAUCGCCCGGUUCCUGUACAAGGGUGAGGGGCUGAACAAGACGGCCAUCGGGGACUACCUUGGGGAGAGGGAAGAGCUGAACCUGGCAGUGCUCCAUGCUUUCGUGGAUCUGCAUGAGUUCACUGACCUCAACCUGGUUCAGGCCCUCAGGCAGUUUCUGUGGAGCUUCCGCCUCCCCGGAGAGGCCCAGAAAAUUGACCGGAUGAUGGAGGCCUUCGCACAGCGAUACUGCCUCUGCAACCCUGGGGUUUUCCAGUCCACAGACACAUGCUACGUGCUGUCGUUCGCUGUGAUCAUGCUGAACACCAGCCUCCACAACCCCAACGUCCGUGACAAGCCGGGCCUGGAGCGUUUUGUGGCCAUGAACCGGGGCAUCAACGAGGGUGGGGACCUGCCUGAGGAGCUGCUCAGGAACCUCUACGACAGCAUCCGGAACGAGCCCUUCAAGAUUCCUGAGGACGACGGUAACGACCUGACCCACACCUUCUUCAACCCGGACCGCGAGGGCUGGCUCCUCAAGCUGGGCGGGGGCCGGGUGAAGACGUGGAAACGGCGCUGGUUCAUCCUGACAGACAACUGCCUCUACUACUUUGAGUACACUACGGACAAGGAGCCCCGCGGAAUCAUCCCCCUGGAGAAUCUGAGCAUCCGGGAGGUGGACGACCCCAGGAAACCUAACUGCUUUGAGCUGUACAUCCCCAACAACAAGGGGCAGCUCAUCAAAGCCUGCAAGACGGAGGCCGAUGGGCGCGUGGUGGAGGGCAACCAUAUGGUGUAUAGGAUCUCCGCGCCCACACAGGAGGAGAAGGACGAGUGGAUCAAGUCUAUCCAGGCGGCCGUGAGCGUGGACCCAUUCUAUGAGAUGCUGGCGGCGCGAAAGAAGCGCAUUUCCGUCAAGAAGAAGCAGGAGCAGCCCUGA
Messenger RNA from Chrysochloris asiatica (Cape golden mole), 1340 nucleotides. It is a transcript of the gene CYTH2, whose product is annotated as cytohesin 2. The coding region runs from base 138 to 1340 and encodes 400 amino acids. Gene Ontology annotation, molecular function: guanyl-nucleotide exchange factor activity. The record is from RefSeq and is a predicted model, not a curated record. The transcript is spliced from 13 exons. Gene Ontology annotation, biological process: regulation of ARF protein signal transduction. Lineage: Eukaryota; Metazoa; Chordata; Mammalia; Afrosoricida; Chrysochloridae.